GGACAACACUGAGACACAGAUACACAGGAAACUCAAAAUAAACACACAGAAAAACACGGAACAUGACAAUUAUAUUGUUCAAACGUGAGAACGACACAGUUACAACGCGGUGUAACCCUGUUUUCCUUUUACCUGAAGGACAGCUUCCGUACGCAGCUUUCAGCGUUCGUGUGUCUUGGUAACACGUUUCCGUGGCAACCAUGGAGCGCUCUAACACAAGCAGGAAGCGAGGCCGCGGACGAGGUAAGAGCAGGAAGAGUUCCCGUAAAGCUUCAUCUGGUGAGCCGGUACUGCCAGAUGUUGAUCCUGACAGCACUGAGCUGCUGGCGGAGGAGAAACUCUCAGCCCUCCAUAUAGCUUGCCUGUAUGGUGAACUGCAUACUAUCCGGCUCAUAAUAAAGGCCAGGCCGUUGUGGGUCAACCUCGGUGAUUCUAAAGGUCGCCGGCCCCUGCACAUCGUUCUGUCCUCACAGCGGUUCUCCAACACGUACACCAUUUUCAAAUACCUGAUGGAGCAAGGAGCUGAUAUCAACGCUGCAACAAAUUCAGGGGAAACCCCGCUGCACACUGCCGCCAGCAGGGGCCUCCUCAGCUGCACAGAAAUGCUUGUGAACGCAGGAGCGGAUAUUUUGGCAAGGGACAAAAUGGGGCUGACGCCUCUGGACAUGGCGCACAUCUGGAACCACAGGAAGACAGCACGGUACUUGAAGCACUGCUUGUGGUAUUGUGAGAAGCAGGACGAAAUGGAGGAGACACAGUUGACUCAGAUGUUAUACAGAGAGCUCAUAGAUCUGGUCAAGCAGAAAAAUCUGAAUGAAAAGUCCCUUAUUGAAGCGAAGGUUGAAGAGUGGGCAAAGAAGAGAGGCUUGUCUCCGUUGAAGACGCUCACGCCCAGAUCCAAGGCGUCCAAAUACCACAAUAACUGCAGCUCACCAGAGAAGAACAAGAGGCAACCAAAACCUACCAAGGGAGAGUCCAAACACAUUCAAGAAAAGAAGGACGUCUCCAAAGCACAGCAGCCCCCCUUACCCGACAGUCCCUGGACUGUCUUUGGCCUCCACCCAGAGAAACCCUGCACAGACCCAGACCUCAGGAAAGAUGUCAUGUUGUUGAAGAACAGCAUCAACCAGAGGCUUCACUACAUGACCAAGUGGGACACAGCGCCUCACCUCGCUCCCGACCUGCCUCUGGACAAGAUUCAGAGAUUGUUGUUUCCCAGAGCGUUUUCUUCUCGGCUCAACACGUCAUGGGACUUUGAGCCGCGGGACAUCAAGAAAGUCCAGCACAAAGGUUUCCCUCAGGGAAGGAGCACCUCUCCCUGGACAGAGGUGGUCAUGCACCUGGUUGAGGUCCUGGAGCUGGGACACUACUAGUCUUUCUCAUGUCCAGGCAAUAAAAUUAAGUAUAAAAUCCUUUAUAACAUCAUGGAGGAAAAAUUUUGAGGCUUCGCACGUAGAUGUAGAUGCUGUUAGAACAAAUAUCUGUCUACUUUAGUGUCAACAGUCUUCCUGAGUAAAACAACUUUGAUCAAAUAUCUAUCAGAUUACACAGUUUGCACAAGUUUCUUCCAUUAAACCCCCAAAGAGAUGAUUUGUUCCCAAUUGACAUAAAAAAUAAGAUCAGACAAAGUGUUUGUUCCACAUUAAGUAGGCUGACGAUGCACAGUAAAAAAGCAGUAAACUUAUUUUGUCAGAUUUUAUUUUUGCUAGCAAUAGCAUCGUGUCAUAAUGUGCAAAUGCUGGGGUGUAAAUGUGUUAUAUGAACAGUAAUCCUGAGCUCCAGAAAAUAACAAAUCUCUGCUUUAUCUUACAGCUGAAGAAGGUCCCUAUAGUGGACACACACUGUUAAAUUGAAGUUUUUUUCCCCAUAAAAAAAUUCCAGCCAUGAAGAAUAAUUUCCAAACUUUCCCAUUUUGCGUACAUUUCAACAAAAAUGUUAGAGGAAAAAUAUUUUUAAAAACUAAAAAUAGUCCAAUAUCCUGGUUGCACAAGAGCACACACGACAUUUUUUGGGCUUUAAUGAAUGUGAUAAACCUGAAAUAGAGUUCAGCUGUUCGUGAUCGAUUUCCUUGACAUUUCCAUCCUUUAGCCCAAUGCGAGGUUAUAGAGCUUCGAAAUCUUAUUGCAUAAAGGAGUCAGUUAUGAGAAGUGUAAGAAUAAAUAUACUCAUUGCUCAGUGACAGGAACCAAAACCAGAAGCCUUUCCAAAACUAAUUUAGACACUAGAGCGAAACUGGUCAGAGCCCAACACGUCUGUAAAGUAAUUUCCAGCCAGUACAAGUUAUAUUCUACUCAUGAAAACACUCUCGUGUAUUCAUCAUAUGUCUGAAAUAUGGAGGAAGUGCAGUUACAGCACAGACCACCACCAACUGAGAAAAAUUAAGUUGGCCGUAGGCAUUCUGUUUAAUCCCGCUCGAUUCUCAUCUCCCUUGAGUGCUCCUGCCUGGGCUUUCUCCCAUUGAACUGGAUUCCUCCAUUUUCACCUGGGUCUAUGAGCGAACAGAAGAAGUUGAGAAUGACGUUGAUUCUCUGCUGUGCUUUAGAAUUUAAGUCAUCCUGUAGUUUCAGUAAUGGCAGCGGAGAAAGUGAGUAAAGCCAUUCAGUCUAUGUUGACCAAGCUUCCACAUAUGGAAUUAGCUGCUUUGUUCAGCUCGAUCGCUUUUCUGUUCACGGUGGAGAAUGGUUGGUUACAGCACAAGCCAUUUCCAGUAAACUUCAUAGUAUCAGACUGGGGCAUUGCAUGCAAAUCUUGGGCAAACAUUAGCAAAACAGCAUGAAAUUUAAAACCCCAACAAUUAGGCUGGCUAAAAACGUUUCAAGUGAUUUGUCAUGGUCUUGAAAAGUUGGAAUUGUAUAAGGAACGUGCAGACUUUUGAGAGCCGCUGCAUAUCCCAGGGUUUGACAAUACGUAGCCAAAGUGACAAAGCCAAACAUGUUAUGCUCUCCGGAUGCUACCCCAAUGAAAGCAGGGCUGGCGCAGGGUGAGUGAAAGGUGAGAAAACCUCAGUGAACUGGGUCGCCUGUCACAGAUGUAUGCACUUUCACUGAUCUGCCCUGGGGAAAUGAACCAGGAUCCAGGUGAGGGGUUCUGAACAAGCAUGCGAGUUUGAACCACAAGUCACAGUCUGUCAGCUGAAGGCGUUUGGUGGUCUGGAGUGUGUGUGUGUGUGUUGUUGUGGUUUUGUCUUUUUCCUUUACUUGACGGAGCACUUCACACCUCGGUCGGGGUCAGAGUCCACACCACUAUGAACCUGGUGCUCCCCCUGUGACCAAGUCACUUGAGACUGGAAUAACAUCAUCCCAUUCAGUUUGACAGGCUCACGCACAGAAACGCGUUCUGAGAAUGGUGAAGGUCAACUGUCUGGUCGACUGGAUACACUGACCUUAUUGAACUGGAAUUUAUGACCGCAACACUUUGUCUCCUUUUAACAUCAAGUAUAUUCCACAAAUUUGUUUCAUAAAAUUAUUUAUUUCACAUCUGUGUACAUACCGACCUACGAUGAAUUUUGUAAAAACGGUUUCAGCUGCUUUAGCGUUUCUUUAAUAAAAUUAGUUUGUGCAGCUUCUGUCCUUCGGUAUCAAUAAUCCUGCAAAACAAAAUCAUUUCACAGGUUUGAUUUAACAUGUAGGAAGCUUUCAUGUCAGAUUUAGUCUUAAAUACAUUUAGAACAACAAACCCCCGCCCCCCAGCUUUAUUACUUUAAACUCCAACAUUAGGACAAAUAGCCAGUCGUCAGUGCUGCUGAGUCGUGAUCGGGUUCAACUGCAAGCAAUGUGACCAGAUGUAGAUGACUGGGUCAGUGAACGCAGUUUCCGGCGAGUUUCAUUGAGCUUGCAGUUUACAUAUGUCACAACCAAAUAUUAGCGAUUGGGUAAAAUCAGAUCCAGUUGUUCAAAACUUACAACAGAGUUCUCCACAAAGCGAUCGUUUAUCAAUAGGCGAGGGUCCAGAUUGUGUAUGAAACAAAACGUAGAACAAAGGGCUGGUUAAAAAAAAAAAGUUUAUAUGGAAAAAUAAUUAAAGAGGUUUUAUCUACUUGUCAUUGAUUGAGGUUCUGACCCGGGUUUGAGUCAGUUGACUCUUCUGACAUCAGAUUUUACAAUCCCUGAUUAAUGCAUAAUAACUAAGUAACCUUCUGCCUGCAUAUCAGGCUUAUUAGAAUCUCAUCGCUGCAUUUUCUUAUAAUAGAUUUUAUGAAAUUGCUUUAAGGCCUUGGCUGUCAAAUCUGGUACAGACUAAAAAACCUUGCACCAUCAAGAUAUAUAUAUAGGAUUAUAGUAGGUAUGAAACGUCCAAAGUUGGUAUGAAUUGAAUUGGUAGUUAGGUAGGAAUGGGUUUGUUCCCCAACAAAUGUCUCUAAAACAGGUGCAAAUUGCCACACAAUCUGUCCAAAACAUCCCAGAAUGUGAAGAAACGUCCUCCAACAUGUACAAUAGCAGUACUGGAGGUACAACCUGACACACUGUUGGUAUGAAACAUCCCCAAAGCAGCUCUGAAUGGAUGCAUGAGUCUUAGGAAGUGAUUACUGUAGGGACAAACAGUCAGGUAGGAACGCGCGCCUCGUUUGCAACGAGUGGUGCGGUUCGGUACGUGACUUUGUCUGUUUUUAGAACACACUACCCCUGGUGGGCCUUGCAGGUUGUCGGUUUCAUUGGCCAACGGUACGGUUGAGGUGAAGCUUCUGGCGUCACACAACACGUGGUGGAAAGACUCCUGAAUCCGUCGUACUGU
This is a messenger RNA of Xiphophorus couchianus (Monterrey platyfish), 4731 nucleotides long. It is a transcript of the gene ankrd53, whose product is annotated as ankyrin repeat domain 53. The coding region runs from base 201 to 1373 and encodes 390 amino acids. Lineage: Eukaryota; Metazoa; Chordata; Actinopteri; Cyprinodontiformes; Poeciliidae. Gene Ontology annotation, biological process: regulation of mitotic cytokinesis; regulation of mitotic spindle organization; positive regulation of microtubule polymerization. The record is from RefSeq and is a predicted model, not a curated record. Gene Ontology annotation, molecular function: protein binding. The transcript is spliced from 6 exons. Gene Ontology annotation, cellular component: spindle pole.